UUGUGUUGCAUUGCACAAUUUGUGACAGGUUCGGCAUAAAGUGUUUAUUUUGUCCCCAUUUCAAGCUGUUCAACAAUCUUUAUUCCUGUCCGUAUGGCAACACAGCUAGAUAGUCACUUGAGGGACAAAGAUCUCUCAAAAAAUGACCGUCCAACGGCCUUUCCUUCGGGUCCUUUGGACUCCUAUCGCAGUCAAGCAACAUUUGACCUGAAAGAAAUGAAAGAUUUUGUGAAUGGAGGCGAAGAUAUAACAACAUACAAGGAGAGAUUAUGGGAAAUUAUGGAAAAAGAUCCUGUAUUUAACCAUGAUCUUGACAAAGGACUGUCCAUGGAUGGCAUGAGAAGAAUUACAAUGAGGCGUUGCAAGCGAAUAUUGGAAUUGGAUUUUUUGAAUGAAGAGGAGUUUUUGGAAAAUCCAUAUAAACAUCAGGCGCUAACGAAUGCUGUAGGUAGCUACGAUUGGGGAUUGGCAGCAAAACACUCUCUAAAUGGUGCGAUGUUUUCAAGGAUGUGCCGAUUUCAGUCCAAGCAUGAAAAUAUUAACAAACUUGGAGAGAAAGCAGAAAGGAUGGAGGUGUUUGGUUGCUUUGCUUUGACUGAACUAGCACAUGGUAGUAACACAAAGGCUAUGGACACAACUGCUGUAUAUGACCCCAAAACACAGGAGUUCAUUAUCAAUACGCCUCACUUUGAGGCUACCAAGGUGUGGGUGGGAAACCUUGGCAGAACAGCAACUCAUGCAGUUGUCUAUGCCCAGUUGUACACACCAGAUGGUGUUUGUCAUGGACUUCAUUCCUUCAUUGUACAAGUCAGAAGUACUAGAGAUCUCCGUGCUAAGCCUGGUGUCACUGUUGGCGAUUUAGGAAAGAAACUUGGACAGAACAGUCUAGAUAAUGGUUUUGUAGCCUUUGAUCAUGUAAGAAUACCAAGAGAGAACCUUUUGAACAAAGGUGGUGAUGUGUCUCCUGAUGGGAAAUAUAUAUCAGGCUACAAGGAUCCCAAAAAAAGAUUUGGUGCUGCACUUGGUGCUUUGUCAAGUGGUAGAGUUGGUAUUACAAGCAUGGCAGUAACUAAUCUUAGGUCCUGUUUACCUAUAGCUGUCAGGUAUUCAGCAGUAAGGAAACAGUUUGGACCAGUUGAAGGGGAAGAAAUUCCUGUCCUUGAAUAUCAAAUGCAGCAAUGGAGGCUACUUCCUCUACUUUCGGCAACUUAUGCGCUAGAACACUUCUCACGAACCUUCUUUAUGAACUUUGUUGAGUUUAAUGUCAUGGUUAUGAUGGGGGAGGAAAGUACCAGACAGGCAGAGCUAGGCCGUGAAAUUCAUGCAAUGUCAUCAUCAUCUAAGCCAAUGGCAGGGUGGGUUGCUAGGGAUGCCAUUCAAGAAUGUCGGGAAGCCUGCGGUGGUCAUGGUUACCUUGCAGUGAAUAGGUUUGGUGUUUUAAGGGAUGAUAAUGAUCCUAACUGUACCUAUGAAGGCGAUAAUAAUAUGUUACUUGGUCAAACAAGCAACUAUUUGCUGGGUCUCUUGGAACUAAGACAAAAAGGUCUUCCUAUUUCCUCACCAUUGCAGUCUGUAGACUACCUGAGUGAUGCCAACCAUAUACUGGAGCAAAGAUUUACAGCUAAAACAGAGGAGGAAUGUGGUGAUCUUGAUUCUUUACAUUGUGCGUUUCAAUGGCUUGUUUGUUACCUGUGGCUUGAGAGUGGUGCCAAAUACAGACAGCAAUUGGCCUUUGGAAAGGAUCCAUUUUCUGCUAAAAACGACAGUCAAGUGUUUUUCUGUCGCUCGUUAUCCCUUGCUUACAUACAGUGCGAAGUUUUCCGUCGCUUUAAAGAAGCAUGUAGAAGUGCUGACACACCUGUUGGUCUUCGUCCAGUGCUGACAUUAAUGUGUUCGUUGUAUGGACUGUGGACCCUGGAAAAGCACUUGGCUACGUUGUAUGAAGGUGGGUUCUGUAGAUCAACCAAUGAUGCCCGUAUAGUCAAGAGCGCUAUCAUUACAUUGUGUUUUAAGCUCAAAGGUGAAUCUGUACUUCUGUCUGAUGCCUUGGCUCCUCCUGACUUCAUCCUGAAUUCGCCCAUUGGUCUUAGUAAUGGCCAGGCUCAUAGGAACCUCUAUGAUGCCAUCAUGUCAGACCCAAACAGCACCAAACGAGUCUCAUGGUGGAAAGAGUGCCGAAAACCUCCUCGUCAGCCGAAAAGUAAACUUUGAGAGUACUUGAGCAUCCUGGAAGAUGUUUUUAGCAAUUGCCUAAUACAUUCAUACGGCAAAAAGCUUUGAAAACAAUAAUAAUCGCCAUGUAUUUACAAUUUUACUAAAGUAUAUAAAGGUUGAAAUGAUAUAUAAUCCUAAAGGUGGAGGUCACAAUAUACUUAAUAACACGCAGGAAGGAACUAUACCUUUUUUUGGUCGGUCACAACUGAUUAUGAUGGUUGUAAGUAAGUGAGUUGUUGAGUGUGGUACUUGUAGGACGACUACCGACACAAGUACAUCUCAAUAAUUAUACACAAAAGUCGUUUUCUGUAAUUAUACAUACUUAAAUUCAAUAAAAUUUUAAAUUUUUGAAAUGUU
Molecule: messenger RNA, 2571 nt
Organism: Exaiptasia diaphana
Lineage: Eukaryota; Metazoa; Cnidaria; Anthozoa; Actiniaria; Aiptasiidae
Product: peroxisomal acyl-coenzyme A oxidase 3
Exons: 16
Coding region: 94-2211 (705 amino acids)
Biological process (GO): lipid homeostasis; fatty acid beta-oxidation using acyl-CoA oxidase
Cellular component (GO): peroxisome
Molecular function (GO): pristanoyl-CoA oxidase activity; FAD binding; fatty acid binding
Source: RefSeq, a predicted model, not a curated record